Molecule: messenger RNA, 2381 nt
Organism: Bacillus rossius redtenbacheri
Lineage: Eukaryota; Metazoa; Arthropoda; Insecta; Phasmatodea; Bacillidae
Product: orexin/Hypocretin receptor type 1-like
Exons: 11
Coding region: 1-1677 (558 amino acids)
Biological process (GO): feeding behavior; G protein-coupled receptor signaling pathway
Cellular component (GO): membrane
Molecular function (GO): orexin receptor activity
Source: RefSeq, a predicted model, not a curated record
AUGCGGGGCUGUCCAGACCUAGAGGCGGUGCUGUCCAGACCUAGAGGUGGUGUACGGCAGGAGCUCUCCGUGGCCUUGGCGCGAUGCCAGUCUGACCUCGAACCUGGGUGUCGCCUGGCUGAGCUGCAAGCGCGAGGACGCCGGCCUCUGACGCUGAUUGGCCGCUGGUCGUGUCCGGGCUGCCACUGCGAGCGCGACCACACCAGAGAUUUUAGAGAUCAGGGAAGUGUGCAGACGAAGCAUGAGGUGGUGACGAGCUUUCAGGGCAGCAAGCUGCCCUUUUUCAGCCACAAGCAGAUCCAGUGGGAUCACCCCAGCGAGAACCUGCAGAGCCAUAACAGUCGUGAUGCUCCCUCGCUCCAGUCGAAGCCUGUCUCGAGGGGAGGCAGGGCGUCGCGACGCCUGCGCGCGGCGGCGCCCUUGCAGCCCUCGGCCCGCCGCUCGGCAGUAGCGUCGCGGCGCGCAGCCAUGGGGCGGCGCAACGACUCGCUGGGCUGCAGCAACGACUACUGCGUGUCGGAGGACGAGUACCUGGCCAUGGUCGAGGAGCACGUGUUCCCGAGACGGUACGAGUGGGCGCUGGUCGCCAUGCACGCCGCAGUGUUCGUGGUGGGGCUGGUGGGCAACGCGCUGGUCUGCGUGGCAGUGUUCCGUAACCCCUCCAUGCGCACCGUCACCAACUACUUCAUCGUCAAUCUCGCCGUCGCCGACUUCAUGGUCAUCCUGUUCUGCCUGCCGCCGUCCGUGGUGUGGGACAUCACCGAGACCUGGUUCAUGGGCACGGCGCUGUGCAAGGUCGUGCUCUACUUCCAGACGGUGUCGGUGGCCGUGUCAGUGCUGACCUUGACCUUCAUCUCGGUGGACCGCUGGUACGCCAUCUGCUUCCCGCUGCGCUCCCGCGCGACCACGGGUCGCGCCAAGGUCGCCAUCUUCGUCAUCUGGCUGCUGGCGCUCGCCUUCGACGUGCCCGAGCUGGUGGUGCUGCGCGCCCAGCGCAAGGAGGGACUGCCGGCGGACACCCGCCUCCUGACACAGUGCGCGCCCUCCUGGAGCGGAGCCACUGACAUGGCCUUCCACGUGGUGAAGACCCUGGUGCUGUACACCGUGCCGCUGCUCUUCAUGGCCGCCGCCUACUGCCAGAUAGCGCGCGUGCUGUGGCGCUCCGACAUCCCCGGCCACAAGGAGACGGCCAGCCGCCUGUGCCGCCCCGCCCCGCACGGCCUGAAUUCAAGCCGACGCAGCAUGCUGUGCAGGGUCGCCAACACAACCACACAGGGACAGCUACAAUCGCGGCGCAAGGCAGCCAAGAUGUUGGUAGCAGUGGUUGUCAUGUUUGCGGUCUGCUUCUUCCCGGUGCAUCUGCUCAACAUCCUCAGGUACACUGUGACCAUACCGCAGACGGACGUGUCCACGGCGGUCUCCAGCCUGGCGCACUGGCUGUGCUACGCCAACUCCGCCGUCAACCCGCUCAUAUACAACUUCAUGAGCGGCAAGUUCCGCAAGGCGUUCCGGCGCACCUUCGGGCUGCGGUGGAGCCAGCAGCGCAACCAGCGCCACUCGCUCUCGCCGCGAGGCAGCGCCUGCGUGUGUCGCCACACCGCCACCGGAGACAGCAUGUGCACCGCGCGCUCUGAGGCUGUUCCCCUGCACUCCGUGGCUGUCUGCUGUCCCGACUGACAGCCUUCUGACAGACUUGCACGAGGUGCACAGAGCUUCAGGACAACAAAAAUUACAUGAUUGGAAAACUAGUCAAGAUAUCCGAGUGGGGUUUGUUUACGAAAAAGUUUUUAAGGAAUACGUGAGAGUUUAUAAGAAGUUUGGUUUCCAGAUUGAGUUUCUAAACGGUAUUUUUUUUAAUUUUUUUUUUUAAAUAGGCGUGUUUUCAGUGUAAUUUAAAGACAUAAAUACACCCGUAUAGAUUGUUUAAAGCACUUAAGGGACUUGCAUUACGCCUUUAUCUUAAUUUCUUCGUCAUCUAGUGUUACAGGUUGUGAGGAUCUCUCCUCCAACCUAUUUGAUGACCCAGCCUUCAUAUCCUAUAAGGAUGUCCAGGCUGAGGCCCCCAUGGGUCACAGUUGUCCUAUGGACGACGAGAAGCCCGCGCGCCAGUUCACAGCCUGCGCCCGGAGGCGACACCGCGCUAGAAGCAUCCCGCCUGACACAGACACGCCCCUGGCACCCGAGCUGCAGGAACAACACGCCACCUGCUGCGCCGGACUCUCUGGGCAGGACGCUAAUGGGAGUCACGUGGAGCGGCAGGGGAGGGGCGGGCGCUACCCCUCCUGCAGGGGGCGUGCCGGCUGCCUGGCCGGUCCCGUCGCUAGCGUCCUCGUAACAAUAACCUGUCACAAAAUAAUUAACUAUUAAAUACUGAUUGAGAA